CGGGGCCGGAAGGGCAGGCCGCGCGGGUAGGCGGGGGCGCGUGGCGUCGCCUCGCGUCUCUCCGUCCGGGUCUCGCGGCCGCGGCAGCCUCGAGCGCGGCGGAGGGUCCCCGCGCGGCGCGAGCGGAGCCGCCGGCUGGCCUCGGCAGCGUGGGUCGCCAUGUACAAUGGGAUAGGGCUGCCGACGCCCCGGGGGAGCGGCACCAACGGCUACGUGCAGCGCAACCUCUCGGCCCUGCGCCACAAGAAGGAGCGGGCCGACUACAAGGCGGAGGAGGAGCUGCGCAAGCUGGAGUCCAGCCUGCUCAAGAAGCCCAACCAGGACAUCCUGGACCACGAGCGCAAGCGCAAGGUGGAGCUGAAAUGCCUCGAGCUCUCCGAGCUCAUGGAGGAGCAAGGGUACAACGAGGGCGAGAUCCAGGAGAAAGUGGCCACUUUCCGCUUGAUGCUGCUGGAGAAGGACGUGGCGCUGGGCAAGGAGGGCGAGCAGCCCGAGCACAAGCCCACGGUGACGGAGACCCACCAGCUGGCCGAGGCCAACGAGAAGAAGAACGAGCGGCUGCGGGCCGCCUUCGGCAUCAGCGAGAGCUACGUGGACGGCAGCUCCUUCGACCCCAACCGCCGGGCCAAGGAGGCGCCCGCCGCCCCCGCCGCCCGGCCCCCCGACCCCCCCAAGGCCUUCAGCCUGGCGCGCGAGUCGAGCAGCUCCCGGUCGCCGUCUCCUAAGCAGAAGAAGAAGAAAAAGAAGAAAGACAGAGGAAGGUCGGAGAGCCGCUCGCCGGGGCGGCGUGAGCGGAAGAAGAGCUCCAAGAAGAAGAAGCACAGGUCUGAAUCGGAGUCCAAGAAGCGGAAGCACCGGUCUCCGAGCCCCAAGAGCAAACACAAGGCCAAAGAGAAGAAGCGCAAGAGAUCCACCAGCGAGUCGACGUCGCAGAAGAGCCGCCGCGAGCGCUCUUCCUCGCCCGCCUCCUCCUCCUCCUCCGGCUCCUCCCGCAGCAGGUCCCGCAGCGCCACGGCCCCGAAGGCCCCGCCCCAGCCCCAGCGCAGCCAGACCCCCCCGCCGCCGAGCGCCGAGAGCCGCCCCGCGGCGCCCCCCGAGAAGGAGCCGGCGCCGGCCCCGGGCCCCGCCCGGGCCAGCGAGGAGCCGGAGAACCCGCCGGAGCCCCCCGCCCGCUCGCCGUCGCCCCCCGCCACCGCCGCCGAGCAACCGGAGCCGCCCGUGACGCCCGCCGCGGCGCCGCCGUCGCCCGCCGAGGCCUCGCCCCCCGCCGCAACCGCCACCGCCGCCUCCCCCGCCGGGCCGCUGCCGCCGCCGCCGCCCCCCGCGGCCUCGCCGCCGCCCCCCCGGGCCGCCUCGCCCGCCUCCCGCUCCGACAGCGGCGCCCGCUCUUCCUCCUCCUCCUCCUCGCCCCCCAAGCCGGCCCCGGAGGCGACGGCGGCGGCGCGCCGCAGCGUGUCGCCGCUGCCGCCGCCUCCCGCCAAGGCCGCGGCCAAGCCGGCCUCCUCCUCCUCGCGCCGCUCCGCCACCCCCGCCAAGGCCUCCAAGGGGCGGAGCAGCAACAGGCGGGAGCGCUCGCGGUCGCGCAGCCCCGCCGGGGGCCGCCGGGGCCGCUCGCGCUCCCGCACCCCGCCGCGCCGGCGGUCCCGCACCCCCGCGCGCCGGCGGUCCCGCACCCCGGCCCGCCGCAGCGCCUGGUCCCGCUCGCGGACGCCGCGCCGGGGCCGCUCGCGCUCCCGCACCCCGCUGUGGCGCCCCGAAUCGGGCAGCCCCCAGCGCCGGCCCCGCUCGCCCUCCCGCAGCCCCGCCCGCCGCCCCAAAUCCCGCACGCCGCCGGCGCGCCGGGCCCGCUCCCGCACCCCGCCCCGCUGGGGGGGGGGCCGCUCCCGCUCCCGCUCCCCCCGCGGCCGCGCCUGGCGCUGGGGCCGCUCCCGCAGCCCCGCCCGGCGCCGCUCCCGCACCCCGGCGCGCCGCCGCAGCCGCUCCCGCACGCCGUCGCGCCGCGGGCGCUCCCGCACCCCCGCGCGGCGCCGUAGCCGCUCCCGCACCCCCGCGCGGCGCCGCUCCCGCACCCCCGCCCGCCGCGGCCGCUCGGCCUCCUCGCCGGGCCGCCGUAGCCGCUCGCCGUCCUCCCCCGAGCGGCGCCGCCGGGGCCGGGGGACGGCGUCGCGCCGCAGCCGCUCCGACUCCUCGGCCGAGGGGCGGGGCCGGCGGGGGGCGGGGCGCCGCAGCCGCUCCGCCUCCUCGCCCCGCCCCAAAAAGAAGGCCCGGGCCUCGCCCCGGCGCAGCCGCUCCCGCAGCUCCGCCGGCCGCCGCCGCCGCCGCCGCCGCAGCUCCACCGCCUCGCCCGCCCCCAAGCGCAGGGGCUCCCGCUCGCCCCCGCCCCGCUCCCCCUCGCCGCCUGUCGCCAACACCGCGACGCCCGUCACCGACACCGCGACGCCCGCCGCCGCCCCUGAGGCUCCGGCGGAACCCGCCCCGCCGCCGCCGCCCGCCCGCCCCAAGUGGGUGCCCAUCGGCAUGGCGCAGCCCGAGCCGCCGCCUGUCGUGAAACCGCCGCCCGCAACAGCCGCUGCCACCGCGGCAACACCGCCGAGCGGCCCCAAGUGGGUGCCCAUCGCCCCGGUACAGCCGGAGACACCAUCGAGCGCCUCCAAAACACCCGCGGCGGAGGCGAAAGCAGCGACGCCGGCACAGCCGAGCAGCUCGACGACAACACCUGCGGCGGAGGCGAAAGCGGGAACACCGUCGCAAGAGGGUGUCUCCAAAGCAACACCCGCGGUGGACGCAAAAGCGGGAACAUCAUCACAGUCAAGUGCCUCCAAGGCGACACCCGCGGCGGAGGUGAAAGCGGGAACACCGUCACAGCCGAGCGCUUCAAAAGCAACACCCGCGGCGGAAGCGAAAGCGGGAACACCGUCACAGUCAAGCCUCUCCAAGUCGCCUGUUGCCGAUGGGAGAUCGGGAACCCCGUCGCAGCAGAGCCUGCCCAAAGCGAUGCCUGUUGUCGACGCAAAACCGGCCCCACCGUCGCAGCAGAGCCUGCCCAAGGCGAUGCCUGUUAUCGGCGCGAGGCUGCUGGCGCUGUCGCAGCAGAGCCUCCCCAGGGCGAUGCCUGUUGUUAACCUGAAGUCAGCCAUACCGCCGCAGCACGGCCUGCCCAAGGCAAUGCCUGUUGUUGAGUCUCGACUGACAGCGCUGUCACAGCAGGGCCUCCACAAGGCGAUGCCUGUUGUUGAUGCGAGGUUGAUCGCGCUGUCGCAGCAGAGCUUGCCGAAAGCGAUGCCUGUUGUUGACGCGAGGUUGAUUGCGCUGUCGCAGCAGACCCUGCCGAAAGCGAUGCCUGUUGUUGACGCGAGGUUGGCAACAGCGUCACAGCAGAGCCUCCCCAAGGCGAUGCCUGUUGUUGAGCCUCGAUCGGCAACAGCGUCACAGCAGAGCCUCCCCAAGGCGAUGCCUGUCGUUGAGCCUCGAUCAGCAACAGCGUCACAGCAGAGCCUCCCCAAGGCAAUGCCUGUUGUUGAGCCUCGAUCGGCAACAGCGUCACAGCAGACUCUCCCAAAGGCAAUGCCUGUUGUUGAGCCUAGAUUGGCAACACCGCCACAGCAGGCUCUCCCCAAGGCGAUGCCUGUUGUCGAGGUGAAACCGGCAACACCAUCAGAGCAAAAUCUCCCCAAGGCGAUGCCUGUUGUCGAGGUGAAACCAGCAACACCGUCACAGCAGACUCUUCCCAAGGCGAUGCCUGUUGUCGAGGUGAAACCAGCAGCACCAUCAGAGCAGACUCUCCCCAAGGCCAUGCCUGUUGUCGAGCCUAGAUUGGCAACACCGUCACAGCAGACUCUCCCAAAGGCGAUGCCUGUUGUCGAGGUGAAAUCACCAACACCGUCAGAGCAGACUCUCCCCAAGGCCAUGCCUGUUGUCGAGGUGAAAUCACCAACACCGUCAGAGCAGACUCUCCCCAAGGCGAUGCCUGUUGUUGAGGUGAAAUCGCCAACACCGUCAGAGCAGACUCUCCCCAAGGCCAUGCCUGUUCCUGAGGUGAAAUCGCCAACACCAUCCCAGCAAAAUCUCCCAAAAGCAAUGCCUGUUGUCGAGGUGAAACCACCAACACCGCCACAGCAGAGCCUCCCCAAGGCAAUGCCUGUUGUUGAGGCUCGAUCGCCAACACCGUCACAGCAGACUCUCCCAAAGGCAAUGCCUGUUGUUGAGGCUCGAUCGCCAACACCGUCACAGCAGACUCUCCCAAAGGCAAUGCCUGUUGUUGAGCCUCGAUUGGCAACACCGUCACAGCAGAGUUUGCCAAAGGCGAUGCCUGUUGUCGAGGUGAAAUCACCAACACCGUCACAGCAGACUCUCCCAAAGGCAAUGCCUGUUGUUGAGCCUAGACUGGCAACACUGUCGCAGCAGACUCUCCCCAAGGCGAUGCCUGUUGUUGAGGUGAAAUCACCACCACCACAGCAGACUCUCCCCAAGGCAAUGCCUGUUGUUGAGGUGAAAUCACCACCGCCACAGCAGACUCUCCCGAAGGCGAUGCCUGUUGUUGACUUGAAACCGGCAACACCGUCACAGCAGAGCUUGCCAAAGGCAAUGCCUGUUGUUGAGGUGAAAUCACCAACACCGUCACAGCAGGCUCUCCCCAAGGCAAUGCCUGUUGUUGAGGUGAAACCGGCAACACCGUCACAGCAGGCUCUCCCCAAGGCGAUGCCUGUUGUUGAGCCUAGAUUGGCAACACCGUCACAGCAGACUCUCCCCAAGGCGAUGCCUGUUGUUGACUUGAAACCGGCAACACCGUCACAGCAGGCUCUCCCCAAGGCGAUGCCUGUUGUUGACUUGAAACCGGCAACACAGUCACAGCAGGCUCUCCCCAAGGCGAUGCCUGUUGUUGACUUGAAACUGGCAACACCGUCGCAGCAGGCUCUCCCCAAGGCGAUGCCUGUUGUUGACUUGAAACCGGCAACACCGUCGCAGCAGACUCUCCCCAAGGCGAUGCCUGUUGUUGACUUGAAGCCAGCAACACCGUCGCAGCAGGCUCUCCCCAAGGCGAUGCCUGUUGUCGAGGUGAAACCAGCAACACUGUCAGAGCAGAAUCUCCCAAAGGCGAUGCCUGUUGUCGAGCCUAGAUUGGCAACACCGUCACAACAGAGCCUCUCGAAACCAACACCCGUCGUCGAGGUGAAAUCUGGGAGCCCCCUGCCCCAGAGCCCCUCGAAACCAACACCCACCAUGACGGCACAGGCGGCCACUCCGCUGUGCCAGAGCCUCUCCCAACCGGCCCCCGUUGCGGUGACGAAGCCAGCACCACCGCCGGGGCAGAGCCCCCCCAAGCCGCCGCCUGUUGCGACAGCCCAGCCGGGCCCCAGCGCCUCAAAACCGCUGCCUGUCACCGCGGUGCCGCCUGUUGCGGAGGCCAAAGUGGAGGCGCCGCCCGGCUCCCCCGGCCGAGCGCAACAGCCGCGCUGCCGCUCUCCAGAGGCCGCACAGGCGGAGGCCGGCGCCAAGCUGGACCGCCGCAGCCUCUCGCCGGCGCCCGCCGAACCGCCACGCCUCAGCCGGGCCCCGGAGCCGCCCACCAGCGCCCGAGCCGACGAAGAGCCCGGAGCCGCCCAGCCUUCGGCCUCGCCGGCCCGCGGCCGCUCCCGCUCACCCCCCGUGCUGGAGAAGAUGGCGCCGGAGACGGGUGCCCCGGCGCCCGAGAAGCCCCGCUCUUCCUCCUCCUCCUCCUCCUCCUCCUCCUCCUCUUCGUCGUCCUCCUCCUCCUCCGGCCCCCCGGAAGCUGCCAAGAUGGAGCCCAUGGUCGUCGAGGGUCCUGCCACUGUCGUGGCUGCCGCCGCUGCGUCCCCCGUCACCGCCGUCGCGGCGCCCAAGGAGAAGCGGAGCUCUUCGUCCUCCUCCUCCUCCUCCUCCUCGUCCUCCUCCUCGUCCUCCUCCUCCUCCUCCUCGGACUCCAGCUCCAGCUCCAGCUCCUCCGAGUCGGGGCCCCCCUCGCCGGCCGCCCCGGCCCCCGAAGGCGACGCCGCGCAGACAGAGCCCGGCAGCCCGACGGCGGUGGCAGCGGCGGCGGUGGCCCGCGAGGGCCGCACCCUGGCCGUGACCCGGCGCAAGCGCCGCUCGCGCAGCUCCAGCUCCUCCUCCAGCAGCUCCUCGUCGUCCUCCUCCUCCUCCUCUUCCUCCUCCUCCUCCUCCUCCUCCUCCAGCAGCUCCUCGUCCUCCUCCUCCUCCUCCUCCUCCAGCUCCUCGUCGUCCUCCUCCUCCUCCUCCUCCAGCUCCUCCUCCUCCUCGGCGCCCCCCGGCCCCAAGGCAGCCGCCCGGAAGGCCUCGCCCCAGCGCACACGGUACACGGAGCCCGCGGCCCGGACGCCGGGGUCCCCCCCGCCCCGCACCGGCGUCGGCGGCUCCCCCCCGCCCCGCACCGGCGUCGGCGGCUCCCCCCGGACGCCGGGGCCCCCGGCCGAGCCGCCUGCCUCUGCCGUGGGCGAGGAGCAAGGCGCCGCCCCCCCCGCUGCCCCAGCCUCCCCGGCGGCGGCUCCCCGGACACCUGGGCCCCUUCCCUCGGCUCCCGGGGCGGGCGCCUCUCCCCGGACACCUGGGCCCUGCCCCGAGGCGGGAGCGGGGGGGGAUCCCGGCACGGCGGCGGCUCCCUCGGAAGCGGGCGGCGGGUGUUGCCCCCCCCCGGCGCCUGAGCCCUCCGCGGCUCCCCCCACCACCGCCGCCGAGCCCUCCCGGACGCCUGGGCCCUCGGCUGCCGAAACGGGUGGCGGGGGGGCCCCAACCACGGCGGCGGCGGCGGGUGCGACGGGGUCCCCCCCCGCGGCUCCCACCCCCACGGCUCCCACGGCGCUUGCUGCCUCCCCCCAAACGCCCACGGCUGCCGCCCCCGCCCAGACGCCUGGGCCCUCGCCGGCGGCUGCCCAACCCGGCGCCACGGCGGCUCCCCGGGCUCCCGGGGCGGUGGGAGUCACCCGGACGCCUGGGCCCGCGGCUGCUCCCCGGGCUCCCGGCGCCACUAGCACGCCCCGGACGCCGGGGCCCCUGCUGUCGCUGACGCCGGGGAGGGGGGCGGGGGGGCUGCCCCGGACGCCUGGGUCCCUGCUUUCGCUGACGCCGGGGCGGGUGGUGCGCGCCUCGCCCCGGACGCCUGGGUCCCUGCUGUCGCUGACGCCGGGCCGGGGCCUCGGCGGCUCCCCCCGGGCGCCCGGCGGCCCCUUCCCCCUCCUCGCCGCCCGCGCCGGCUUCGCCCGGACGCCUGGGUCCCCCUUCCUCUCGGGCCCCGCCCGCGGCGUGGGGGGCGGCUUCGCCCGGACGCCUGGGUCCCCUUUCCUCUCCACGCCGGGGCGCGGGGGAAGCGGCGGCGGCGCUUUCCCCGCCGGACGCCUGGGCCCUUGCAUCCACCGGCUCCAGGGCAACGUCAUGGGGUGCCCCGGACGCCUGGGCUCCUGUAUCCACCGCCUGCAGGGCAGCGUGGGCAUGGGCUGCCCCGGACGCCUGGGCUCCUGCAUCCACCGGCUCCAGGGCAGCAUGGGCAUGGGCUGCUCCGGACGCCUGGGCUCCUGCUACCACCGCCUCCAGGGAAGCAUGGGCACCGGCGGCUCCCGCUCGCCCUUCGCCAUGACCCCCGCCAUGGCGGCGGCCGGCUCCGCCCGCCUCGCCGCCACCGGCAACAUGGCCGCCAGCGCCACCAACAUGGCCGCCAGCAACAUGGCCAACGCCGGCAACAUGGCCGCCAACAGCAUGGCCAACAACAUGGCCGCCGGUAACAUGGCUAACAACAUGGCUGCCAACAAUAUGGCUGCCGGUAACAUGGCCGCCAACAACAUGGCUGCCAACAGCAUGGCCGCCAACAAUAUGGCCGCCGGCAACAUGGCCAACAACAUGGCCGCCGGCAACAUGGCCGCCAACAACAUGGCCGCCAACAACAUGGCCGCCGGCGCCGCCUCCCAGUACGCCGCCAACAUGGCCGGCGCCUCCCAGUACGGCGCCUCGGCCCAGGUGACUGCGUACCAGUACGGCACUGGGGGCGCCGGGGCCGCCCAGUACGGCGCCGGCGCCUCCCAGUAUGGGGCAGGCGCCUCCCAGUAUGGCGGCGGCGCCCAAAUGGCCGCCGGGCAGUACGGGGCGGGCGCCUCCCAGUACGGCCUGGCGGGCGCCGGCGCCUCCCAGUACGGGGCGGGCGCUUCCCAGUAUGGCGCCGGCGCCUCCCAGUACGGUGCCGACGCCUCCCAGUAUGGCCUGGCCGCGGGGGCCGACGCCGCCUCCCAGUACGGCGCCGCCGCUUCCCAGUACGCCGCCGCCUCCCAGUACGGCGCCGCCCAGUACGGCGCCGCCGCCCAGUACGGCGCCCAGUACGGCGGCGCCUCCCAGUACGGCGCCUCCCAGUACGGCGCCGCCUCCCAGUACGGCGCCCAGUACGGCGCCGACGCCUCCCAGUACGGCGCCUGGGGCGACGGCACCCAGGACGCCUGGGCCCCCGCCGCGGCCGGCGGCGUCAGCUGGGGCUCCUGGGUGACCCCCGCGCCCUGAGCGCCGCCCGGACGCCUGGGCCCCUCCCCGAGCGCCGCCCCCCGGACGCCUGGGCCCCCCCGAGCGCCGCCGCCGCCGCCCCCCCGGACGCCUGGGCCCCCCGAGCCGCAGGGUGCCGCCGGCGCCGAGGAUCCAGCCGCUGCCCGGGGCGCCCGGCCUGGCGGUAGGUGUGGGGCAGCGCCGUGGGGCAGCGCCGUGGGGCAGCGCCGUGGGGCGGCAGCGCCGUGGGGCCGCCCCCCCCUCCCCCCGCCUCCCCCCCCUCACCCCGCCCCCUGCUCUCUUCUCUUGCAGCUCCCGGGAGCCCGGCCCCGCCCCCUCCCUCCAGGCCCCGCCCCCUUCCCCUCGGCCCCGCCCCCCUCCUCCAGGCCCCGCCCCCUUCCCUCGGCCCCGCCCCCCCCCUUUUCUGUGCGUUUUACAUAUAAAGGCGAAAAGGCCCAA
This is a messenger RNA of Dromaius novaehollandiae (emu), 8952 nucleotides long. It is a transcript of the gene SRRM2, whose product is annotated as serine/arginine repetitive matrix 2. Gene Ontology annotation, molecular function: mRNA binding. The transcript has 13 exons. The coding region runs from base 160 to 8514 and encodes 2784 amino acids. The record is from RefSeq and is a predicted model, not a curated record. NCBI's taxonomy places the organism in Eukaryota, Metazoa, Chordata, Aves, Casuariiformes, Dromaiidae.